AUGAUUCAGACCAUAGCACUGUGGAAAUUUGGCAUCUGCCUGGCCCUAUUAGUAAGGCUCUUGCUGGGUUUGGCUCAGGUGAAUAAUGGUUCCUGGCCAUGCAGCAGUGAGCGACUGGUAUAUUCAAGCCAAAGCUUCCAUUCACAGAUAGUAGCAAAAGGAACUCAGCUCCUUUACGGGAGUCCUUACGCUACUGUGCUGCAACACCCAUGCAGAAAUAAUUUUGUUGGCAGUGUUUCUCCAGCCAUUUACCUUGGGAAACAGGUUUUUCUCAGUUUUGAUGGAUUUGAGAGUAGCCUUCUGCCCUUGACCAUUCCAGUAACUCUAGCUACCGCACCUGCCAAGGUCAGUGCUGCAGUGUUUGUGCAGGGGAAUCACGUCGUAUUGGCAAUAAAUGGGAAAGUCUUUGUUUAUUUUUAUAAGCCAUUUAAGUCAUGGAAACAAUCAAAAGGAAUCAAUAGUCGAGUUACUGAGAUCACAAAUACUAUAUGCUGCUAUGCUCCAAGCGAUCCUAAAUGCGAUGAUAUCAGUACUUUUGUUUUGGCAUAUGGGAAAGGCAAUUUGAUCUCUGCCAUCCCCAUUUUCUACUCAGAAGACGGAGGCUACACAUUUAAGUCUUUACAAAUGAGCCCGUUGCUGGAUGGCACACUGGUUAGUGCCUACAAUUUUGUUACCUUAUCACGACUUGGAAUGCUUAUCAGUCAGACUAAAAAUAACAUGACAAUCGCUAAUUUUGUAUACAGUCUUGGAUAUAAUGAAUACAGCCACCAAGGAACACCCUUUGACACAGAUAAGGAUGAAGAACAUACGAUUACAGUUCCCCCUGGUCUGAGAGGUUUCAUCAUUAUUCAUACCAAGAAUAUCUUUUUAUUAUCCUCUAACAAUGGACUGACAACAGAAAACAUUGAUGUUUACCCUACGGAAGACUAUCCAAAUGCAUCACUUCCUUUGCAUAGCCAAGGUGUUGUUAAUGUGGCUGCCACCAGCAAUGAGAUUGCAGCCCUCACCAAAAAUCAGAAGCUUUUCUAUGGAAGCCUGGAUAUAGUCUUUUCCAAAAUGGUACUCAUUGGUGACAAAAAUGGUAGUACGGUUUCCACACAUGAAGUGCUGAUGUUUGAUAAUACUGGAAUGCUUACCAUCUUAACCCCUGUCUCCAGAAAUGAAACGGGAUUUCACAAUUUUCACAAAUGCAUCAUCAACUUGCAGAACAGGCUCAUGGAUCUGCACCCACACCUGACACCCUGUCCUGUAGAGAUCUUAAGUGGUGAUUUCCAUGAGAAGAUGUUCUAUAUAGACAUGAAGCAAAAGCUUCACUUUAAUGUCACUUUUGUGCCCAAGCCAGGCACUGGGGCUUUUCCAUAUGUAACUGUAAGCAAUCCUCAUGCAUUGGGAUUUCUGGCACGAGUUAACCAGGAAGGUUAUACCAAAGAUGGGAACAUUAAAUUUAACUUACAGAUUAUAUUGCUACAACAACAUAAUUCAGGCAUGGCUGAGUCUGAGUUUCAUGAUAAAGUUUCUUCAGCUGGAAUGUCUACUCUCACUGUGGAUAUCUACAACAAAGGCAUAUUUUGCAUUGACAUGCAUCCAUUGACAGCUCUUAUUGCAAUGGACUGCCCGCCUACUAAACAUAUAAGACCUUUUAAAAAUGGAACUGUGUGCGACAAAGGACUCUUUAAUAAAACAAACCUGCAGGACAGUUUCAGUUACAUAAUUAAGCAAGAUGUAUACGAUCCAAGAUUCCUCGGGAGACAAGAUCUAGACCAGGAGGACCUUAAUGUUUCCUAUUCUUAUGAACAUCUUGGAUGUCCAGUCCUGUUGUAUUAUGAUAGCCCAUGGCUUCCAACUCUUGAACUAUGGGAAAAUGAUGAAUUUGUGGAAUAUGUUUCUGCAGACUUUGUAUUGUUUGAAACAAACGGAAUGCAUAAUUAUGAUUAUCUCUUGACUGCAUCAGAAGCUAAAUGUAUCUCACAGCCUCAAAACUGGAGCACUAUGUUUGAAUUGCAACUUCAUCCAGAUCCACAUACUGCAUGGUCCAGAACAAACUAUGAGAGCUGCAAAGUGCCCAAUCAAGUGCGACCAUUAGAAUCACCAUCGAUAAAGUAUCAAAUUCUAAACCUCAAUGAAGAUAAUAGAGUUGUAUUUUCACAGUACAAUGGCAUAUAUGUCUUCAAAGUCAUUGUUGUAGAUACAAUAUAUAGCUACUGUGAACUAUCAACCCUUCUCAGCGUCUAUGUGCAUGGUGCCUUCCCAAAAUCUCAGAUAAAUGCAGCAGGUAUGCUGAUUGGUUUUCUGAUUCUCAUAUUAGGUUUAAUUUUGAUGGGAUAUUUCUUCCCUAAAUUACUACAGUUGCAUGGAAAUGCAAAAAUGAAAUUUCUUUAG
Sphaerodactylus townsendi is the source of this 2379-nucleotide messenger RNA. Its product is annotated as cation channel sperm-associated auxiliary subunit delta-like. The record is from RefSeq and is a predicted model, not a curated record. NCBI's taxonomy places the organism in Eukaryota, Metazoa, Chordata, Lepidosauria, Squamata, Sphaerodactylidae. Gene Ontology annotation, biological process: sperm capacitation; flagellated sperm motility. The transcript has a single exon. Gene Ontology annotation, cellular component: CatSper complex; sperm principal piece. The coding region runs from base 1 to 2379 and encodes 792 amino acids.